GGGAGCUCCUGCAUUCCCAGGCCACCAGCAAGCAGGUCACCGCCGCCCGCCAUGGCCCUGUGGACGCGCCUCCUGCCCCUGCUGGCCCUGCUGGGCCUCUGGGCGCCCACACCGGCCCCGGCCUUCGUCAGCCAGCACCUGUGCGGCUCCCACCUGGUGGAGGCGCUGUACCUGGUGUGCGGGGAGCGCGGCUUCUUCUACACGCCCAAGGCCCGCCGGGAGCUGGAGGGCCCGCAGGGCGGGGAGGUGGAGCUGGGCGGGGGCCCCGGCGCGGGCAGCCGGCAGGCCCUGGCGCUGGAGGGCCCCCCGCAGAAGCGCGGCAUCGUGGACCAGUGCUGCACCAGCAUCUGCUCCCUCUACCAGCUGGAGAACUAUUGCAACUAG
Messenger RNA from Pteropus alecto (black flying fox), 384 nucleotides. Its product is annotated as insulin. The record is from RefSeq and is a predicted model, not a curated record. The transcript has 4 exons. The coding region runs from base 52 to 384 and encodes 110 amino acids. Gene Ontology annotation, molecular function: hormone activity. Gene Ontology annotation, cellular component: extracellular region. Lineage: Eukaryota; Metazoa; Chordata; Mammalia; Chiroptera; Pteropodidae. Gene Ontology annotation, biological process: glucose homeostasis; positive regulation of protein secretion.